Messenger RNA from Spirometra erinaceieuropaei, 18115 nucleotides. Lineage: Eukaryota; Metazoa; Platyhelminthes; Cestoda; Diphyllobothriidea; Diphyllobothriidae. The record is from the annotation of a GenBank genome assembly.
AUGAACGCUGCUGAUGUUAACAAUUCUGGCAUAGAUGAUUCACCGCCCCGGGGAUUGCAUUUGCGACUGCGACGUUCUCUCGGUCGAGGUGCAUUCGGUCAUUGCUACGAGGCUCAAGUCUGGUUAACGAAUACGGAAGACAACAGUGCUCAUGCAUCCUCAAAUGUUGACCGUAAUGCUUGCUCAAGUGGCGACGCUGCUGACAAAUGUGUCAGCUUUACCCAGAUACCGGCCUCAGCUUCGGUCCAUGCUAAUCCUUCAAAGACAACGUAUAGUUUGAGAGACGCAGAGGGUGGACCAACAGACUGUCUUCUCACGGCUGUUAAGGUAAGACGGACUAAAGAGUCAACUUGAAAAUCCUAUCCGUUCAUAAGGAAGUCAGACGAUCAAAAUUUACUCGACGAAGAGAGUCAAAAUGAAAAGAGGUAGAGAGGUUCGUGUGUUAGAAUUCAGUCAUACAGGGCGUGACCGAUCUCAUGAAAUGUUGGCCUAAAUUCUGAAAUGUGUUUUCGAUUAAGAAAUAUUACUUAGGCAGGGUUGGAGUACUGAUUGGCAUGCAACAUGAUCCCAUAGUAUGUCGGGCUUGCCAGGAUGUCGGCUAUUGAGUGCACUUCUUUUCGACCUUCGGCAGGAACUACACUCAGUAAAAACCAACUACUUAAGUAGCAUGCACUUUUCACAUUGAUUUUCGAUGGUUUUAUAAAUUUAACUAUAUCUUAUAGAAAACAUGCACAAAAAUAUUCUUUCUUUUUCAGGUUUGAUGGAAAAUCCCACCUUCUUUACAUUCUACAUCCUAAGAAAGUGUAUAUUAAGGUUUUGAAAAAGUUUUCAGAUUCUCGAAGAAUUUUGAGCCAGAUCAACCGCUGCAUUGACGAUCAGCGAUUUCAUUCUGUAAGGUGCAUACUUUUCACGUAAGAAAAGCCAUAUAUUCUUCCAUGUUUUCAAAAAGAUACGACACAGAGUUAACAAAACUUUCAAUGGAUGCGGACUAUGUUGUACAUUUCAUGAGGAGCAUUGGUAAACGGACAUGUGCGAUGCUGUAUAUGUGUACAUCGCACGGUCCCAAAAACCUCAUAAUUAGAAACCUUAUCAAAACCUAAAUGUACACUUUCUUAGGGUAUUAAAUGUUAAGAGAUGGGAUUUUCUACCAAACUUGUAAGAGAAAGCAGAUUUUGUGCAUGUUUUCUAUAAAAUAUAUUUGAAUUUACAAGACCAUCGAAAUUCAAUCUGAAAGUGCAUACAACUUAUGUGAUCGUUUUUUACUGAGUGUGGUUUAUGCCGAAGGUCGAAAAGAAGUGCAUUUAAAAGCCGACAUCCUAAAGAGUCCGAAAUACUAUACGAUCAUGUCGCAUUCUAUUUCCUAAUCGAAAACCCAUUUCAGAAUUUCGGCCAUCAUUUCAUGAGAUCGGUCAAGCACUGUAAAUUUUACUGUAGUUUACAGUGGAAAGGUAUUUCAAAUAUUGAUGCAGCCUUCUUUGGACCGGCAUAGCAUAAAUAGGAGAAAUUCGUUGAAGGAAGGCAAACUGACAAAAUAAUUUCGAAUCCACCGGCGAUAUCAGAACCAAUGUUUUUCCGGCGAAGCUUGGUUCUACAGCCCCACUUUAUUGAUACCAUGUGGUUAGCUUUCUAAAACAAUAUCAGGCAAUAGACCUAACUUGGCCUCUCGCUGCCCUGGGGAUGGAAAGAGAGCGCAAGCAGAACUGAAAACUCGCGCUGGGAAGCAAAUGAAGGUGGCGCGUACAUACUCACCCCCCGACACAACCGCUCGUUGAAUUAAGAGGAUACGGGGGGGGGGCAAUCACGAACGGGACCGCGCAAUAGUUCGCAGUUCAUGGCCACUUUAGUGGAACCGUCUGAGUUCCACACCAUCUGAAGACUUCCAUUAGCAAGCCUUCUUAACUACUCGCUGGAUUAAGAAAAUAAUGAGGAUGAAAGCAGGGCUCGAAGCACGUACAGGGAAGCGCAUAUGAACUGAUACCUGAAGUAACCGCAGCUGGCAUAUGAGCACUCCCCCCUCCGUGGCACAGUCACUUGCUAGAUUAAAAAGGCAAGGAUGAUGCAAAUACGCGAUAUUUAUAAAGCCAGCUUCCUCGCAUCAACUGAAUUCUUUUAGAUAGCUUACCAUAUAGUGAUACUCAGGUGGGGCUGUAGGACCAAACCUCGCUAUUUUUUCGAGGAAAAAUGGCUGUGGGUGGCAGUUGGGGCCAGUUUCUCUACUACGUAACUUUGGUGGUGGGGGAGGGGGGGGGCAAAUCGCAGAUCCCUACACCAAAGCCCUUUAGAGCAUCCAAUGACUUGAUAUUAACGCUGGCAUAUUUGAGUCUUCCUCUUUUACUUCUAGCAAUCUAUUUAAAACAUACAAAAAGUAUAAAAAGAAAAGAAUUCUUGUCCACAUCAUUUUUUAUAUCUUCUUCGUUUAUAGUAAAGAGAGUUCUUCUCAAUUACAAGCUGCAAAUUCCGUUCAUGAGAUACUGAUUGAUGGGUUUGGUCUUGAGUAGCCAAUGGUUCACUCUUCGGAAAAAAAUUAAUUUUCUCGAAUUCGUAGGCACUCGUCCAGUUCCCUGUACUUGAAAACACUUUUCAAAGAUAGGAUUCUCUUCGACUAAAAUUGUGUAUGUCGGACAUGUGUAAUUCAUUUUUAUCUGUAAUGCGAUUUACUGUACUGAGAGCAGAUGUAGUAGCUAAAAGUCCAGACAUGUGUUUCGCCAAUAUUCUGUCCACAUGACAGCUGCGAGGGGGUCGGCUCAUGAGUAAGCCUCCAGCGUUCCCUGUGUGCAUUCUGGGAAAAUUUAAAAGCUGAAAUCUCAGAACUGGAGGAUCUGCUAGAAGGCACAUGGGCAACGCUGGGGGUUUACUGAUGAGCCAAAUCCCUCGCAGCUGUUAUGCGACAGGAGAAUAUCGGCAAAACAUUUGGCCGGACUAUUAGCUAAUACAGUAAGUUGGGCUAACCCAUGAAAUCUUAACAGAAGUUUCAAACUGCGUUUCCGUUUCGAAAAGUAGGGGUUGUAAAGCCAAUCCUCGUGCAGUAUACUUCUAUAAUAAUUCAGUUACCACUGGAUGCCGGCUUUCGAACAAACUUCCUUCCGGUUGCAUCCAGUACCAUACUUUCUAAAAAAUGACUACUUAAGUAGCAUGCAUUUUUCUCAUUGAUUUUCGGUGCUCCUGAGAAGUUCAAUUAUAUUUCAUGGAAAACAUGCAUAACAUAUUUAUUUUCUUGAUCAUUAGACAGGAACGUACGUCUUCUUCCAGUUUUACACUUAAAGGAGGGGUGUAAUUGGGGUUUCAUAAACUUUUCCAAUUCCCGAAUAAUUUCAAACCCGACCUGCCGUUACACUUGCAUUCAGGGUUCCCAAACUACAAGCCGUAUAAUUUCCGCGUACGGAAAACCAUACAGUUGGGUUCAUAAAAUUAAACAGUGGAUAUGAGCCACAUUGUUAACUUUAAAAGCCACAUUGGUAAAUGCAGAUACAUGACGUUUUAUGAAGGGCCAUUUCACGGUAUUAAAAAUCUCACAAGUAGAAACUUUUUAAAAACCGAAUUAAACCCUUCCUUCGAGUAUAACCUUGAAAGGAGACGUAGUUUUCUACUGAAUGUGCAAAAGAAUUAAUAUUUUUAUGCAUGCUUUCCAUGAAAUAUAACUGAAUCUAUAAGGGCACCGAAAAUCAAAGAAAAAAUGCAUGCCACUUAAGUAUUACUCAAGUUAAGUCGAAAGCCGGCGUUCUGGGGUGACUGAAUUAUUACAGAAUUAUACUGCACGAGGACUGGUUUUAAAACCCUGCUUAAUUAGUCCUUUCGAAACGGAAACGCAUUUCAUGAGUUGGCCCACUUACUGUACCUAUACAGUCAGUCCCGUAAAUCAUGCAGCAAAUGUGGACUGCCGGCCACCUUCUGGCACUUUAUGAAUAUAACGUGGCUAUUACGGUGUAGUUGGCGGAGUUUGACUCAAAGAAUCAUACUUCUUUCUUGCGUAAGUCCAUUAAAUCCAAUUCGGGUUGAUUUACUCCAAGCUAGCGACUAAUGUCCGGCGAGAUUAAAAACCUAAAAACUAAUUCCACCUGUCUUUUUCUUUUAGGUCAUAUGGGCGGAAAAAUAUAGACAAAAGAGACUUCUGAUUGAAAAUGAAGUACGUCGGCAUCUACUGUUGGAUCACAAGAAUAUCCUCCGACUGUUGACCGCCUUUCAUAUUCCCGGGGACCAGAUAUGCUGCCUACUACUUGAAUUAUGUCCAUCAGGCUCAAUAGUAGAUAUCAUGAGAAUCAACGGCAGUCUAAAAAGAAACUCGACCAACUUGCGCCCUCUACGACAACACAUUGUGGGAUCGAUAACUCGGGGUCUGGUGCAAGGAUUAGAUUACCUACAUUCUGUCUGUCAUUUGGUUCACAGAGAUAUUAAGCCGACAAAUAUCCUGCUCUCAGGUGAUCUUCAGGCGAAGAUAAGCGAUUUUGGCCUGGCCUGUUCAAUAGAACAAUGCAAGACAGAGAAGACGUGAGUAACUCGCAUAAGGAUACUGAAACUUUCUAUUUUGAAUCCGACUUAGUCCUGAGGUAUUAUUAUAAUCGGUGAAAGUGCUGCAAGUAUAUAUAAGGAAUUUUUGAAUCAUUCCUGCUAGUAAUAACACUAUUUAGUGCUUGUGCGUUGUAAAUGACAAGUGCUUAAACAUCACACUUCAGAUACCUUCUUCUUCUUCUUAUUCGAAAAAUUACUUUAAGAACAUGAUUCUUUAAAAUCUUCGUUAAGUAUACCGGUUUAUAUACUGUCCUCUCUGCCGCAAUCCAACUAAGCAGGCAAACACCAUAUCAAAAACAACCUGAGCAGUGCUGAUGUAUUUAGUGAUGAGCCGAAAAACCGCCUGCACGCCCCAGGUGACAGCAGACAACUUCGCGUCUGAGUUUUUAUCGGCUAUUUGUAUUGGCUGUCUGUUAGAGCACUUAUGUUUACUUACAAAACACACUAGUUGCCAACCUGAGGUAUUGCAAUGGAUAGUGGUAGACUGACGUAGGCAAGGUCGACAUGUGAAGUGGUUCCAUGGCUUCUGAGUUCUGUCACUCGCUUCGAGCUUGUUUGCAUCAAAAAGCCGAUAGACCAGUGUACGCCUCUUCCUGUACACUACUUGUUAUCGGCUUGCGGACUAUUAUUUUGACAGCGGAAGUAUUCCGCUCAGACGUUUCCGGCUCAAUUGAGGCCAGAGCUCACAAGUUUCGCUCCAUUUAAGUUAUUAAAGUACUGGUCAAUUCCAGAACGCUAAACGAUAAGCGCAACUAAAGUCUACAGGAGAGUAACUUUAGUAAAACAUACAUUAAUUGCAAAAGGACUCACGCAAAUUAAGAGCACACAACUAGGGCUCGAAAAUUUAAAACAAUAUACUUUACUGAAUGGAUAAUUUUUAGUAAGGCAGAUGCGUUAUUAGAAAUUUUAGUGUUGAUCAUAGAAAUAUGGACCCAUUGUAUUGCAGCUUGUUCUAACCUAAACUAAAAGCGGGCUUAAGGUUAGGCUUAAUAUAAGGGUCCGGAGUUAGUGCGUGGGGCAGGGAAAUAAUGUUGCAAAUUAGGGCUCUGAGCAUUAGUGUUAGGGUUAUAAUUCAGAUUACGGCUCGGAAACAGGAAUGGAAACCCCUCGAAGUCUAGCGCGUGACCAUCUACCGUCCGGGAGGCUCAUAUUCUCGUGUUCAACCGAGGGUAUUUUGGACUCAUGAUGAAUCGGAGCCAAAAAUAAUCUUUGCGAAUGUAAAUAGUCGGCCUAUGCCUACAGUUUGAAAGACCAGUUACUCCGGAACAAUAGUAGGUAGUUUCAGCAAAUUUGCCGCGGUUCCAAAUGCCAGGGUCAAGUGGCUAACUGUUCAUCACAGUGACUGCAGGGUGUAGACAGCCCACUUUUGCAAAAGGGGAGGGCUUGCAUCGUCCUCUGCCGGCGGGUGAAAGCACAUAACCUGGUCCUGUAAGACUUUGUCGACAAAAAAGUAAGACUUGGUGUUGUCAACGUAGUUUUUGCUGUCAGUCAGAUCAGCCGGAAUAGCAGUUGAGAGUGUCUUAUUCGUAAUCUGCCUUAUCUAUACAGGGCACUGGUCAUGCACAGGUCGUCGAGGGAGAUUUGCCUGCUCUACAGAGGUAAAAGUACGCAUACAGGUAGGUUCAGGAAGCUCAACUCGGGGCGCAGGAGAGGCAAGUGUUGACAGUACUCAUUGAACGCUUAUGAAUUUUAUUCAUCUAUUCUUUCCGGAAAAACGGCUGGAUGAAACAGUUUGAGUCCAUACAGCGUACGCCUCUCUUUGAUGGCCACUUUUAAAGUGUUACAAAGUACAUGGUUCCACGCACUCAUUUUCUUAUCAUAAAUUCUUUCAUAGGUGUCAGUGAAGGGCACACUGAUGUAGCAAUGCGACUGACUCAUUUUAUUAAUUUUUAUUUUUGACUCAGGAUGGUCUAGAUUUAAGUUGUCAUAUGGCAGACAAUUUGCAGUCCUUUUACUAUACUUCCCGGAAAAACGUUUAGAAAUAUGCGGAUUUAUUCUUCAGACAAUACGAGUGGCGUGACGUUAAUGGAAAAAUUCCCAAAGUUCGAAAUUUCCUCCACCAUCAACUUAUUUCAUUAACAUACAAUAGCUUCUGCAAAGAGGGCGGUAAGCGGGACAUCUACCAAUUUUAAGUAGUUUAAUAUUUGCAUUUAAAACAAAGAACUGGACAGAUACACUGUUAACUUGAUUUAUACUGACAUCUCGACUAGAAGUGCGUUGUCACACUAGCGACCAAUAGUUGUAUUACAGUUUCUUCCCUUCUAUGUUUACCUAGGCGAGGACAUUCCGACUGUUUGUUUACCAUGGUGGGGGGCGCUCACCGAUCGUUCAUACGGAACUCACUCGUUCCGUUGUGCCUUAUGGACUCUCUCUCUCGAGCCCAACCAGCAUCCGCAUAGCGGCGCAUGAUAUAGGCAGAAGGGGAAUUACCGACAAAGACAAGGGAGACUGGAAUGGCCAUUUCUGGUUUAUUAGCCGUCGUCAGCCAGUCAUACCCACCCCCGAAGUGUGGCACACCCGAGGCUCGAACUCGCGACCUGUUUGUUAGAAGUCCACGCCUCUAACCACUGAGCCACGAGUCCGUUACCCUGUCGUUUUUCGAUCGGGAAUAUACAAUGGUAAGGGGCGCUCACCGAUCGUUCUUACGGAACUCACUCGUUCCGUUGUGCCUUAUGGACUCUCCCUCUCGAGCCCAACCAGCAGCCGCACAACGUUUGUUUACCCCAUGUCCUCGUUGAAUGAGAGGUCCUACCAAGAAAAAAACUGAGAUAUCUGGAUUUGCCUCAGAAAAAAUCACGUGGAAUGUAAUUUUAAUGACUGUAUAAACACGUUCAGACGUUGAUCAUGGCUCGAGAAGUAGAAAAAUAGUGAAAGGUCGAUUAUUAUAAGUACAACUUCCUGUGUUUCGAAGAAAAAAUUGUAUUUUCCCCAAAAUGCAUAAGGAAAAAUCUGAGUACGACUUUUCCCGUAAGGUAUGAUCGAAUUGAUAACCUCAUGCCACGACAAUCAAAAAACCUCAUGCUGCUACUUUAUUAAACUACGAGUUACGCAGAUGGUUGGAAUCGUGUCUCAAUAGACACCAGCAUAUUACCAUGCAUGAAUUAACUCGGGGUUAUGUUCCAUGAUAAUUAUUCUCGAAACGUCACCAAGGUGCGUUUUCUGUGUGUAAAUUAUAUGGUCUGAUGGAUCGAAGUCCAGAUAUGGGAUCGGACGCAGGUGGGUGGCACGCGUGAGCCCGCACCUAGGCGUACCACUAAACCCCUAUAUGAGACCUAUGUUAUGGAUGCGCAUCUCCCAUAACGUCCGCCGUGCCCUUAUCUGACUCCGUGGUGGUCCAGGGCAUUUACCGCGAGGCCCACUUAAGGGGAGCCCAACUCCCAAUGUGUUGGGCCUUUAGAUUAACGGAAAUUUCGUUCUCUGUAGUGAUACUGUUUUCCAAUUCGUGGACCGCCCCCGUGAUAUAGCAGAACUUCUGCGCUCCGUUCCUCCAGAGAAGAGUUUUCGCAGUCCAGGCAUUAAAACACGGAAAAUAUACUAUUUGCAGAAUCACCGCCUGUCAAACAUUAAACUUCAGCUUGGAGAGUGGGUCUUUAAAUAAAUGACCAUGGCUUUGAUUUCUCUAAUCUUUAAAUGAGUAGAGCUGCCCCUUGGAGCCGUCUGACUCGUCAAUGUCAUCAAGAACUCCUACUUAUUACUAAUGAACGAUUUCUGUUUGCGCGUUACCAAAGUUGAAGACGCCUCUCUAUUUAAGGCGUAAAGUGGGCACUCAUUAUCUGCCAAACAAACUAAAUCGACGAUUUUAUCAGCUACGAUUAGUUUUUAGACUUCCAAGUACUUUAUCUAAUGUUUCAGUCGACUUCAUGGGAGAGAUUUACUGGAGGUCUGACGUUUCGAGUAGUUGUUUCGUUUAGCCAUCUUCAGAGACUGGGAAGUCAUGCGCACAGCCCUCUAUGGCCAUAUAAGGAGAGCUGUGCGCAUGGGGUAGACGAAACAGCUAUUCAAAACGUCAGACCUCCAAAGACCCCUCCUGGUGAACGCCUCCUUUUCUUUUGAUAUGCCACCUGGGAAUCGCACUUUCACUACUAUUGAUUACUUGACUUUCUAGCCGUAGGGCCGUGAAUACUAUACUAUGAAGGUAUGCUUUACCCAAUCGUCGCCUAGCCACAAGCACUGGAGGCCUUUUUAAUCCAAUACUUGGUUUCAUAGGAACUCCAGCUGAAACUUGGGUUUUUGCUUUGAGGUACGGUACAGGCAACUCGCCCAAUCAUUUAAUAGCUAAUAGCCUGUAAUUGAGUGGCAUCCUUUCGGCUAGCCCAGUGGGCAGGGAAGCGGAAGUUGAAGUCCAGUCAGAUGGAAAGAUUCUGUGCUGUGUUUGAUAAUUUCAGAAAAAUAAAGGGUUCACGCAAGCAGGUUUAUUGGAAUGCUGACGUCUCGGAGAGCUUGGUCGGUUCGCAAUUGGCAAAGAUUUUCAAAGUUGGGCCAAUAUGAAUUAUUCAAAAUCUGCCAAAACAUCUAUGAAUUACGUGAGCCUGGUAGUCAUCUGGUGGAUUCUAGGUGAAUUACUUGGGAAAUCCUGCUUGGGCAGUCAAGUUACUGCAUCACAUUUGGUGGACUCCAGACGUUGACCACAAUUUGAUUAAAUUCGCGUCGUUCGGUGAGGCCUCGUAGCUCAGAUGGUUGGAGCGUUGGCUGUGCCAAGGCCUCCCCUUGUUGUUGUGACUUCGAAUCCCACCGAGGCGCCGAGAUUUUCACAGUUGGGUCAAUAUGAAUUAUUCAAAAUCUGCCAAAACAUCUAUCGAUUGUCAAAGUGUAGAGUGCGCUUAAUCAACCGGAAAUAAAAAUAGCGUCUCGUGCUGGUCGGCCUCGUGUUGAUCGAUUUUUCUCUCCCCUCUCUGCCCGGCCUUCCGGGAGAUGCUGACAGGCUUUUAGCUGCGCGUUUUGUGAGUCACCACCUCGCGGGGUGGGGGGGGGGAGGGGGAGGUGAUCGAGCCUCUGUCGAGGUUGUUCUGGUCGCUCUUUUUCUUCCUCGUCGAGUCGACUUGUCGCGCUGCCUGUGCGGCCUUCUUAAGUUCUGUGUUGUCGUCUCGUCUUGAGCUAGCAAAAUGAACGUAGUGAUGCUGGACUUUGUAGGCUGCAGAAUGGUCCAGAUGCCUAUUGCUGGAGUUGACAUCUGGAGAUCACGCCUCAAAUGUUAGCCGUUCUGCCUUUGAGUGUUCCCUUUCUAAGUCGUUAGCUUCGUGAAGAUUGAAAAUAUGACCUGUUUCUCCAAAUUACGUCUCAAUUUCAGAGUUUGGAUCAAACAUCCGCGUUGUGUUGGUAGUGAAUUUCCAUAAACACUUUGCUUGGAAGCUGUAUAUUAGCGAACUUCAAAUCACGCGGAAGCGAUUGACUCCAGUUGAAACAGCAUACGUGUCAAACCUCCACCGUAAAACAACUACCUGAGCUCAGUGGAACAUUUGCCUGAAAAAGUCAUAUCUAUAGUCCUGUGAUCCCAGCUGACGCCGUCCACUUGGUGCACGUACUAACAAUUACUAAGUGAAUAGCAAAAAGGUUUCCUAUGCCGGGGCUCUUUGUAUGACCGCAUUUUUUAUUAAAUUAAACCAUAAAAGAUUACGUAUGACUGGAGCCGUCAAACGACUUCGAUAUAAGUAAGGGCACAUUUCUACUUGACAAAUCAAGAUAGACACUCCGGUUAUGUCAAGAAAUAGCAGAUCAACUAGGUCAACAUGUUCCAAAAUUAAAUGGACUUGCGUUCUUGAAAAAGAAGAGCGAUGCACUGGUUUCAACACGUAGCUUCACCUAAGAAACUACAGCUUUCUGUGGCUCUACAACCACUGAAAAUGCUGCAUACUUACUUCACGCACUUUUAUGAAUAUUGCAGUGGAAGAAUACUGAGUUAUACGGAAGGAAGAACAGUCGUUAGUCCGCCUGCACUUUAGUUCAUUGAGGGAGAGCUAUUUCUUUCAGAUUUCUUCGCUAAAGCGCUUUGUAUUCUUAUACUGUUUUGUCUUACUGAGUGCAUUUUUUUCCUUCCAGGCACAUUUGUGGCACUCCCAACUAUCUGGCCCCCGAGGUCUUCCUGCGUGAGGGCCACUCGCCGGCCUCAGACCUCUGGGCCGUCGGCGCUACUGUCUGCUUCAUGAUAACAACGGGCCCGCCCUUCAUACCGAGUCCAACAACACCCGUCGUGCUGCCGAAUGAGGCGGCUCCAGAGCUGACACUUCAUGCGUCCCCAUCUAGCCUCCCGACCAGGGAAGUGACUUCCGGACAAACAGACGACGCGGAACACAGGUCUCGUUCCGUACGCGGCAUUUUUAGAGCAGUCCUGUUGGGGGAGUACAAACUUCCUGUGGACAACGCCACGGCUGCGGCAGUAACUGUGGUUCGGGGGCUUUUACGUCGUCUGCCUGAAGAGCGCCUCACUCCCAAGGACAUUCUUGCACUUGACCUAUGCAGGCUACCUGAAAAGAGGUGCGUACUGACAGUUGGGCACACCGAACUCAGUUUUAUUUACGGUAACAUUUUGUUUGGUAGUCCACCUGAUGGACACAAUACUGCUAGGGUUGGCGUUAAAGGUUAGAGGCUAUGAUUAGGUGUUAUGAUAAGGGGUUACGGUCGGGGCUUAGGAUUAGGGGUUAGGAUUAGAGGUCAGGGUUACGGGUUAGGGUUUAGGAUUACGGGUUAUAGUUAGGGGUUAGGGUUAGAGGUCAGGGCUAAGGGUUAGAGUUUAGGAUUAGGGGUUAUAGAUGGGGUUAGCACAACUAUUUCUCAACCAUUCAAAGUCCAACCGCGCAUUCCCAAUGGCAUUUCUUUUGCAUACAACUACUUGACCUGGUCGCUGUGCGUUCCCCGGCCCCACCUGCAAAAAGCUCUAUUACAAACGGCCCCGUAUUAGAGGUGACUGGGGUUUGUUUACAUCAUGUGGGGUUACAUAAGCAUAUCCGACCUUAUUUACUGUCAGAGCUUUUUCACACUGAAUGACUGGAUGCGGUUUGAGUGGUAUGAAACAAACUUAGAUAGAGCUCGGGGACUGACGAGCCCUACCAGUACGCUUUCACCCCGCCGACCUGUCGUUAUUUUGUCACUGAGGCAGUUGGUUUCUUUGUCUUGCAGGAUAAAACAAUCAGCCGAAACAUAGGUGCACUGCAUAUGAAGGCCCCUGUGCUUGUCUACAAAUGCUUUCGAACAGGCUUCUGCCUCUAUUCGUGUAACUGUUUAUUAAAGGCAGGGCGUCAUUGCAAACAGACGAAGAAUUCACUUCACCCGGUUAGACCAUAGUGUGUGUACCCCCUUCCCCCUGAACAAGACUACAUGCAGUGUGGGAAUGUUGGAGGUGAAGCAUUGUGUCCUUAAAUAAAUAACAAGUAGAAAUCGCGUUUGCGCCGCCUGAUUGUGUUUAUGUAUUAAAAGAACACUUUGUAUGAUGAUAGUUCAGGGGCACAUCUAUCUGUGCACUGCUCUUUCGUAAAAGGCCAUGGCGUUCAGAGGUUCUCAGUAUACUAUGAAACAUUGGCCUGUAAUCGUCAUAUUUGGGCGUAAGUUCCUCACAGUCUAUUUUACUUCAGGUCCCCAGAAAGGGGAUGUACGCAACUGUAUGGAAAAUGAAUAAUUCUUCUGGUCCAUUGGUACUCGUCCUCGUGGUCAUCUAGACGCCUUGUCGUCCCAAAACACUCUACAGGAAUGUCGGUAAGAUUACCGUCCACUUUGCAUGUCAGCGUCAUUGUGGUCUCAUAUCUAAAUCAGCAAAAUCUGUUCGCAGCCAAUUAUCUGCAGGUUAAAACAAAGGAGAGAGUGCACCGAUCGGGCUCCGCUAAUACCUUGAAUACUUUGGCAAGCAUGUGUUUAAGUAAAUGCAGUUUGUGAUGUAAAAUAUUUCUUUAAAUUAUAUUAGUGAUUUUUCCAUUGAAGCAGAAGACGGGUUUCUAGGAUGAUUUUUAGAAUGUGAAUCGAUCGAUGAGCUGACAGUUGUAUUCGCCUGACGUUUCGGAUUCAUACGCGAACUUGUCGUCAGAGACAACAAGAGAUACGAGUAGUGAGCGCACAACGGAGGUAGUAUCUGUAGCGCGCAGUCGCUAUUUGAUCCCAUAUCUAUCAACAGUAGCUGUCUCUGCAUUUACCAUAAACGGUUGUGCUUGGUGUGAUUAUUCCCUGCUUGCCUGUAUCUAGUUUGGUAAUUGUCGCAGUUCCAUCAACAGUGUUCGACAUUGGCAUGAUAGUAUCAGUUUUCGCACACGCACUGUCCUGUCGAAUGACCCUCAGGUGGAGAUUUGACGUCAUUUCUCCACCUCGCUGUCCGGCGCUAGGUCAUCAAUAUGCACGGAAAUCCCCCAUACUGUCUGACGUUGUUACUUUGCUCACAACCACGCCAAAUCCGGUAAGAGACUCCAGCCGUUUCUGCUGUGGCAAUGGGAAUUUCGACCUCAUUGACUGACGUAUGAUUGUUAUCUAUGGUCAGUGGCGAUCACUUAUCAUAUAAGUACUCAAUAUUACUAGUGAUGAAAUUGCGGCAUUCAUGCCACCGGAUAGGGGUAACUGAGCAGUCAUCGCACCAAGUACGACCGUUUCGCAGGCGGCAGGAGCUGAGACUCAUGGCUACUGUGUCUUCUAUAAACCACAAGCUUCCUGAAUCCACUACCUUAUCUUUUCCUGGCUCUGAUGACGUGUCCCUGAGGGAGUCCGAACAUUUAGGUGAAUAAAGUUUUGAUUCUGCUUUCCAGUCUCCUUCUUCCCUUUUAUGUUUUAACUUGUCGCAUCCCGUUUACGGCCAGGGCAUGGCUGCCUAAAGGAUAUUUUUGCGGUUUGGGAGUGGCACAUAUCCCGUUACGUCCUUUCGUCGAAAUGCGUAGCUUUUAUGUAAAACACAGGUUAAAUGAGUAAUUUGCUGAGUUUAAUGGGUUAGAUUAGACAAUCAUCGCAUCUUUUCAGCCAAGCAACAUUUAUCUGGCCGUAGCCUGUGCGUGGAUUAGUAUCUAUAUGACUGAACUGGCAAUACGAAUCCACGGGAUUUUAGUACAUUGCCAGCCAUGCAACGCCCAGUGUAGCUCAUGAAAUGUUUGCCGGAUAACCGGAGGGCGUUUUCCGUUGGAAAGGAUUACUUAUAGUGACGUGAUUAUCUCGCUGCAUAAUGCCGAGACAUUUUAAUCCCGACAAAAUGCCGGCUUUUGUUUUUGUCUCCAGCCGCGUGUAAAAACCCGACCUGACAUAACGUAUACAUUUUGCCAUUUAUUUUGGUACCCUUACACAUUUAAAUUUUUUAUGCGGAAAAAUGCAUAAAAUGUCUACUCCAGGUUUUCAUUCUCUAGAAAAUUACGUCUGUAAAUCUUAUACCCGAGAGUAGGGUGUCUUUCCGUUGUAGGAAAUUGUGUAAUUAUGAGAUGGACAUGACUAUGAAGUGUCCAUUCAGAUGGCUGAUGUGUCUGUUGAUCAGUACUCCCUGUAAAGGACAAACUGUGGUCCACGUGCAUUAAAAUCGCAUGAGUCCUAUAUGCUUUCUUCUUAGUGACAUAAAGCAGUGCAUGAUUCUCCUCUCAUGGAGGACCUAAACCUUGUACGUUAGUAACCCUGGACGCUGGUGCGAUGACUGGUUCAGUACAAAAUUAAUUGGAAAUUGAAAACGCUUUCUAAAAUCAAAGUUAACUCCUUCUCGAGUAAGACGUUCGGAGAGGACGUAAGAUUCUACAAAAUAAUUACAAGCCCAGAUAUUUUUAUGCUGUUUUAUACACUAUAUGUUUAAAUUUGUAAAGGCGUCAUACAGCAAUAUGCAAAUAAUUCCUUCUAAUCGAAAACGGGCCUAAGUUAUUCACUAAACACUUUAUGAGAUACGCCACCUACAGGGAGAAGACCGCCUGGUUAUUUAAAAAUCCGGCAACACAGGCCAUUUACCAGCCGGAAAACCGAUAGAAUUGUUGUCAUCCGAUUACAAUUGAAAGUGUGCAGUUGCAUCUUCUACGAAGUUUUACAUAUCAGCUUAUAACUCGCGAAGGAUAACAGUAAGGGUAAAAGAGUUGCCGGCAGCAUUUUAUUACCAGACUUAUCACGGUUGUCUGUUUUGCCUUUUAUAGCAAAAUGCACUGAAAAAAAAUAAUUUCACUGCAUGGCGAGGACAGUCGCAGUCCCUUAUCUGGUACAGACAGAGCGGUAGUAGGGGGAUAUCUCGGGCUGAAAUGAUUAUUUUCCUGCUUCCAUCUCUAAAUUAAUUUUCUUUAUGUGAGUUUUUCAUGCCCCUUUGUAAAAUUUCUGCAGUUUCAAUGUGCUCAGUCUAUCAAAGAAUUCCUCUGAAUUUAAGCAUGCAUAUAAGCAACACAGUAUUCCAUAACAUGUUAAUUUUUUGCAAAAUCCUUUUCAGUGCUAAAACUGAACUAAUUUGUUGUCUUAAAACUGCAUCUUCCCAUGAAAAAUAACUGCGCAUUGUGUCAUGAGGGGGUUGAACACCCAAAUGAGAUCAUAGGUUUAUAUUACAACUAGAUCCUCACCCAUUUGUCAUUUAUCUAAGCAGUGAGCAUCCCAUAUCAGCAUUUUCUUCUUGCUUUAAUUUUUCAACAGUUGGGCACAAUUAAUUUUGAAAAACGAAACGGCACCAAAACAGCGUCUACCUAACCACUAACAUUAUUAAUAGUCGGACAUGCGAAAACUUAUUUAACCGAAACGCUGCUCCCCGCUGCCUUAUUGAACAAAACCGGUUUCAUCGUUCUAUAGCAAAUAAAAUAGUUGAAGCCCGUCUGAAUUAAAGCGGGUAGGGGUAAGGGGAGGUAAAAUCAGCUCAAACUUUAUAACUAGAAAAAACUUGAUAACUCAUUUACAGAGAACCCGCACUCAAGAGCAAUAGAAUUCUUUUAAGUUACAAUAUUUUAAGUUCAUUUCCAACUGUCAUACCCCGCUACGCAGCUCAAACAAAGCCAUAAAAGGAGCCGCGAAUUUUGAUUUAGAUCUGACAGUCGAUAUAACGAAACCAUGAAAUGAGAAUCUGCAGUGUGCCAAAAAAUUUCCUGGAAGUAAUAAAAGAACGGGAAAGCGCGUUCUCAUUUUGUGGGAUGUAGACUGAACGGACAAGAACAAAGUUCGCGAAUUACGAAGGUUAUAAGAAAUGCACAGAUUUAACUAAAACCUACGAACUUGGGCUUUUUCAAAAUGAUGUUAUCUUCAAGAUGAUAAGCUCGCUGUUUGCCUUUCCAUCAGUCUGAUUUAUUUAUAACAUCGGGUCAUACUGCACAAAAGUUAACCAGCCCAAGGCAUCAUACGAUGCACUGUAUUCGUUCUACUAUAACCCGUUUACUGCUUUAUAUGCACUCGCUCGUCCGCGUACACUAGACUGGAAAGAGUAACCCAACAGUACGGGCUAUAAUUAUGCCGCUCACAGUCACCCUAAGCAAGCGCAGAGCAAAUGGCGAAAAAGGCAUCUCAACAAUCACCCAGUACAUAUGCUGACAAGAUACGUCGGUCCUCCUGUCAGGCUUCAACAACUUCUUCUUGGUCUGAUCUUAAUGGUGCUCCAAAACAGUUGAGAUCCGAGCCGCCUCCUCCCAACCUUUUCUUUAUGUAUGAGACCCUGGUCCUUUGUGCACGGACCAGGGAGUGUGUGGCACUCCUAGGUACUGGUUCACUCCAGGCCACACACAGGCGCCCGACCCCGCCUUCGGUCUUCUCGGCAGAUGCAGCGCAGCCCAACUAUUAACGUAAACUGAUUCACGUGCGAGCAAUCGGUUUUACGCUUGUCUUGCUCUAAGUCGCACAAUGUACAUUGUAGUAAACAACGAUCUAGCUGUCGUGUAUUUUGAGAUUAUGUCGAACUGGUCCUCUUGCGUGCAAUACCCAUUGCAUACGCACUAAUGCUUUGCUACUGAAGUUGAGGAGACUCAGAAUUGAUUUUAUGCAGCAUUUAAGGUUAGAACUGACAUAUUUUGGUAUGGACACUUAGCUGUUCAACUGUUUACUAUCCACAGACUAGACUACAGAGGCCUCUUAGGACAUUUACAGUUUUUUUUAGACUUUUGCCUCCACGUUGGAAAGUUAUGACUGGCAGUCAAAAGAACAAAUCACAACUCUCUUCCAAAGAUUCUGCUCUUAUAAAAAAAUGGUUUCAUAGAAUUGUUUGACAUUUAUUCCCUACAAACCGUUCAUAGUCCUCUGAAGACUUCUGGCACCGUGUACGUUUCAAGUAAGACGCUAAAAUUUGUUAUCCUAGGCGUAUAAUGCACAGCUGCAUCAGGGAGCGACAAUUUCGAAUAUGCCUUCCUGAUUGUCUGUUGUGCAAAUUGUUUAUGCAUGUUAUGGCAGACCAGACGAGCGCAGCUAUUAGGUGCAGUUUGCGCCUAAUCAUUCAUUCCACAUAAAAAUGUGAAUUAUCGUGUGCCCUCGAUAUUUGAGUUCUGAAACUUGAAUACUCAGUGCAGGAAGGGAUUUAUUGACAAAUUGGUGAAAUGUAAAAACUGAAUAUGUUAUACCAAAGUCCAAUAAGGGACUUAUUAGAUAAUAGGUUGCUGUAUUGCUCUUUUCAACUAACACCAAGCAUAUCGUGCCAGAAUUGUCAACUCAGUUUGCACGACAAUAAACUUGAAUGUUUUUUGAUCUCUCAAGAGAAGGUCUGGCAGUUUCAAGCAUCGUGUAGAGGUUGAACUGCUUGGUAGCCUAAUUUUUGGCUUAACCCAUCCUGAAAGUAAGCAUGUCCAAAAGUUAUAAGACAGUUGAGACAUAGAAACACCUUUAGGGGCGUAUCGAAAAGUGUCAAAGUCGCCCAUACUGGAACUACGCCUGCCAGAUUUACAGCUUCACAUUAAGUGCACGACCCUGCUCAGAGCAAAUAGCACGAAGCAAACAUUAAAUCUUUAGAAGCUUUCACCGGGACUACCAACGCUCGUGAAGGAACAUUGACGGUGAAACGGCAUGUCGCUGGGAAAAUAUCGUUACGACUUAUAGGUUGCAGCCCUCUGUCCUGCCUGCAAAGUGACAGUCUGAAACACUAUCCAGAGGAUUCUUUAGAGUUGAUCUAAGUUUGCUGCACGCGGAAACCGUAAAAAAGUACUGAAGACGAAAGAGUAUGCGGUCGUCUAAAGUUGGUUUUUAAUAACUUGCUGCCUUGAAUAUGCUCCAUUUUCUCUUAUUCACGCAUUUUCCACCUGAAAAUGCCGCUAGCUCCUCCACUGAUACUGCAUCGGCCACCAAACUCCAACAGUUCUCCUCAAUGCUGUCUGCCCACCGGCUCCAAAAAGUUGACUUCCCCAGGGCCCAGCAGUUUACCGCCAGCUGUCAGUUUGCAGCUUCUUACUCCACUCCGACCGUAUUUGAGACAGGCUGUCGACCAAAUACCACACCCACAACAGAAGAGGAUGAGUUGACGGGAGCUGCCAAAAAGCUUUCGACCUCGUGUUCUUCCAUAGCCGUAUUUUUCGAAAAUCCCGAGGAUGGAGCAUUGGAGGACCUCUGUUACCUUUCGGUCUCUGCUUCCCAGCCCUCUCUGUAUGGAAAUGCUUGGUUACACGCCGAAACUUCGCCAGACUGGUCACAGAGGCGGUUCCGAUUUGAUCAAGCAAAGCAGAUAAGUGUCCUCACGGGCAGCAUGAAUAUUUUGGUAAGGAAGGCUGCUUGGCUCAAAUCAAAAAGAAACCACGUUUGA